AAUUCAACAUCUAGAACUGCUCCAGUUCUCGGCAACAAUGUUCUAAUGAUAAAUGCGUUACAUUUCUAUCUUCAACGUUCUGAACUUUGCGCCCAGUGACCCUCUUGGCUAACUACGUGCAUUUCGUACUACAAUUAAUAAGGCCGACAACGGCGCAGGAGCACGAUUUGAAGUUUUGUGCAUUAAAUUUAGCUAGUUUUCACAGUCCGAUUAAUUUCCACGAACACUGUGCUUGAUCUCACUCGUUUUUGUGACUGAGUUGUUUCGCUGGUUAUAUCGCUCGACGUUUGAGACGCCGCCGUGUUGUUUUCAUCAAGCUCAAGAACAAUUGACUGCAUCACCAUUAUAUUAUUUUUUGGACUCGUUUUAACUGACUCGAAUGUAUAUUACAACUGUCUCUUGACAUCUAUUCCAUCCACGUGUUUGCUACCUCUGCGUUCUUCUCAUAGAGAUGUAUCGAUUGACGUCUUGUUCCAUUUGAUAGGUGUGUGUGUGUGUGUGUGUUAGUGUGUUAUGGUAACGUCUGGUGUGUGAGGCCUGCGUCGGGAGACCCCACUGCCUUUUUCAGCAUGUCUGAAUCCCAGACCCCAACAUGGCCACGGGGAACGGAGUGUAUGGCCAAGUACAACUUCAAGGGCACCACAGAGCAGGAUUUGCCCUUCAACAAAGGCGAUGUCUUAACUAUCAUCGUUGUCACAAAGGACCCCAACUGGUACAAAGCCAAGAACACAGCAGGUCGAGAAGGUACCAUCCCAGCUAACUACGUCCAGAAGAGAGAAGGGGUGAAGCAAGGGGGCAAGCUGAGUCUAAUGCCAUGGUUCCAUGGUAAGAUCACCAGGGAGCAGGCAGAGAGUCUCCUGAUCCCCCCAGAGACGGGCCUGUUCCUGGUCAGAGAGAGCACCAACUACCCCGGUGACUACACUCUGUGUGUCAGCUGUGACGGCAAGGUGGAACACUACCGUAUCGUCUACAAGGAGGGUCAACUCAGCAUCGACGAGGACGAGUUCUUCGAGAACCUCAUGCAGCUGGUGGAGCACUAUACCAAAGAUGCAGACGGUCUCUGCACCAAACUGAUCAAGCCGAAGCUGGAGGAGGGAACUGUAGCAGCCCAGGAUGAGUUCUCUAGGAGCGGCUGGGCUCUGAACAGGAAGGAGCUUAACAUUCAGCAGUCCAUAGGCAAGGGAGAGUUUGGAGAUGUGAAGGUGGGAGACUACAGAGGGACCAAAGUAGCUGUGAAGUGCAUCAAGCAUGAUGCCACGGCUCAGGCCUUCAUCGCAGAGGCCUCAGUUAUGACGCAGCUGAGACACAAUAACCUGGUUCAGUUGAUAGGCGUCAUCGUUGAGGAGACUGGAAGCCUGUUUAUUGUCAGCGAGUACAUGGCCAAGGGCAGUCUAGUGGACUACCUGCGCUCCAGAGGCCGGACGGUGAUCUUCGGGGAUUGUCUACUCAAGUUCUCACUUGACGUGUGUGAGGCCAUGGAGUAUCUGGAGGCCAAUAACUUUGUCCACAGAGACCUGGCGGCACGUAACGUUCUGGUGUCUGACGAAAACAUCGCGAAGGUCAGCGACUUUGGCCUGACCAAAGAGGCCUCAUCCAAUCAGGACACGGCCAAACUGCCCAUCAAGUGGACCUCCCCAGAGGCUCUGAGGGAAAAGAAAUUCUCCACCAAGUCAGAUGUGUGGAGCUAUGGGAUCUUGCUGUGGGAGAUCUACUCCUUUGGCCGAGUGCCUUACCCCAGAAUUCCUCUGAAGGAGGUGGUACCACGCGUAGAGAAGGGCUACAAGAUGGACGCCCCGGACGGCUGUCCCGAGGUGGUGUAUGAAGUCAUGAAGCAGUGCUGGACCCUGGACCCCCUGGUGCGACCUCGCUUCAGAGUCCUCCGGGAGAAACUGCAUCAUAUCCUAGCCAAGGAGCUCUACCUUUGAGAGGAUAGGAAUAGGAGGAAGGGGAGAGAGGACAAGGGUGGCUCUCCUUUCAUUGAGGAAGAGGGGGAGGUAGAGAAAUGACUAGAGAGUGGACAGACAAGGAUUGCUCUUCUUUUGUGAUUGGACCUGCCUUUAUCAAGACCUCAGUCAGAGAUCUUCCUUCCUCCCUUUAUUUUUCUCCAUAAAUGAAAGAUUCCCACCAGAUUGUGUUAAAGUUCACUGCUUUUCUGACUUGAUGUUUUAUCAUUUCUCAUUCUGUUGAAAUGUUUUUGCCACAUGUUGGCAUCCCCCCCCACCUCAGGGUUGCCUGUACUACAGUACAGUAGUGGGUGUGUCUGUCUGGCUGACUACAGUGUUUACCCGGUGUCAAACAAACCAAUCCUGCCCUGUUGUGAGGUACUAUACUCCUUUCACACUCUCGCACCGUGCUGGCUCAAAUAUGUUAUUUUUUUACAUUAGAUGUAUAACCAGGCCAGUGCAGUAGGUAGAGCUUGGCUCAGUAGUGUGACUCCACCCCGAGCCAGGUAAUACACUUCCCAUGUCCCUGCGCUCUACCCAUACGGGUUAAGAGAGUAUUUAACUGGGGUAUUAAUCUGUGCCAAAGUGCCUCCAGAACGAACGCAGGACUAUCCCCACAGACACAUCACGCCUCUACACGCUUGCCUUUCUUUCUUUCUAUUUUUGUAUGUUUUAUACAUUGUCUAUUUUCAUUCCACAUCCUUCUCUCUUAUGGACAAGUGUUCAUCUCACAUUUACCAAACUGGAAAGCAGGACAAGUCCUCCAGGAAAAAGUAUUUGAUGACCUGUAACAUGACAAAGAGCAUGGGUACCAGAGGGAAAAUACAUUCUGGAGAAGGAAAAAAAUAUAUAUUUUUUUUGUAACAGAUAAAUUUAAGGGCAAGUGUAAGGGUCUUGGAAUAUUCAGAGUAAAAUAAAUAAAGUUAAGAACUCAAGGGAACUGUGCAUGUGGGAUGAAAAGCCCUGAUUUAUAAUGUUAUUUUUACUUUGCUGAGAUGAUUAAAUCAUUCCACUUAAAUGUU
Messenger RNA from Salvelinus fontinalis (brook trout), 2965 nucleotides. RefSeq names its product tyrosine-protein kinase CSK-like. Lineage: Eukaryota; Metazoa; Chordata; Actinopteri; Salmoniformes; Salmonidae. The record is from RefSeq and is a predicted model, not a curated record. Gene Ontology annotation, molecular function: protein tyrosine kinase activity; ATP binding; protein binding. Gene Ontology annotation, biological process: adherens junction organization; regulation of Fc receptor mediated stimulatory signaling pathway; protein phosphorylation. The coding region runs from base 570 to 1925 and encodes 451 amino acids. The transcript is spliced from 12 exons.